Aethalodelphis obliquidens (Pacific white-sided dolphin) is the source of this 6740-nucleotide messenger RNA. It is a transcript of the gene TMEM163, whose product is annotated as transmembrane protein 163. Gene Ontology annotation, cellular component: synaptic vesicle membrane. The transcript is spliced from 7 exons. Gene Ontology annotation, molecular function: zinc ion binding. The record is from RefSeq and is a predicted model, not a curated record. NCBI's taxonomy places the organism in Eukaryota, Metazoa, Chordata, Mammalia, Artiodactyla, Delphinidae. The coding region runs from base 4881 to 5588 and encodes 235 amino acids.
UUUUUCAUAUCAGCAGUAAGGCUGUUUUGCUUUCUUAUCAUUCAUGUGUUCACUGGAGCAACACUGUUAAGUUCCUUCAAGAACUUUUCCUUUUCAUUUGCGACAAGGCUAACUAUUUAGGGCAAGAGGCCUAUCUCCACUUUUGACACGCCUUCCUCACUAAGCUUAGUCACUUCUAGUUUUUGCCUUAAAGUGAGAGAGGUGUGAAUCUUCCUUUUACCUGAACACUUAUAUGCCAAUGUAGGGUUAUUAUUUUAUUUCCAAUGUAGGGUUAUUAAGUGGCCUAACGGCUGGUGGUGGAGCAGUCAGUACACACACAAUAUUUAUCGAUUAAGUUCACCAUCUUAUAUGGGCACGGUUUGUGGAGCCCCAAAACAAUUACAAUAGUAACAUCAAAGAUCACUGACCACAGAUCAUAACAAAUAUAAUAAUAAUUUUAAAAGUUUGAAAUAUCGUGAGAAUUACCAAAAUGUGAGAUGCAUAGUGAGCAAAUGCUUUUGGAAAAAAUGAUGUCAAUAAACUUGCUGGAUGUGGGGUUGCCUCAAACCUUCAAUUUGUUAAAAAAUGCAAUCUGCAACGUAUAGUAAAGCAAAGCACAAUAAAAGAAGGCAUGCCUAUACCGAAGAUGUAAAAGGGAAUAAAUAGCAAAAAAAAGACACCACUCAAUUUGUGGUCUUUCAGUAGUCAGGUUACAUGUUCAUGUGCUCUUACCCAAACGUGACUUUCUAAAGUGUCCUGGUGGAAGCCCCCUGAUUUAAGAAUUUGAGAUUUCACAAAAUUCACAAAAGUUCCUAAAUCCUUAAAUGUACUAACAAGUUCCAGUAAAAAACAGUGGAAUAGGCUUAAAAUUGUGACUCAGUUUAAUUCUAUGUCAUAUUCUUUCUAACCAUUAUUCAUGAACAUUGUACUCCUGAUGACCAUAUUAAAGUUUCCAAGUAACUUUAAAGUAUUAUUAAAGACCCCAUGUACUUUGUCUUUCCGUGGUUUCUCUUCUGCAAUGGGCAAAAUUUAAGGUUAGGAUGUCUACCUCUACUCAAGUCUUCCCAUCUCCCCCACUUAAUUUUACUUUUUUAAAAGUAGACUUUAUUUUUUCAGACAAUUUUAGAUUGCAGAAAAACUGAGAAGAUAGUAUAGAAAGUUGCAAUAUACUCUGCAUCCAGUUUCCCCUAUUAUUGACAUCUUAUGUUAGUAUGGUACAUUGCUUCAAUUAAUGAAUUAUAAUUGAUACAUUAUUAUUACUGAGGCCCCAAUUGUUCAGAUGUUUUAAAUUUUAACCUAAUGUUCUUUUUCUGUUCCAGCAUCCCAUCCAGGAUAUUUUACAUUUAAUUGUCAUGUCUCCCUAGGCUCCUCUUGGCUGUGACAGUUAAGGUUCCCUUUUCAUAAUAAUUAUCAUAUUACUGUAAGUUAUUUGGUACUAUUCACUGUUGUGAUCAUGAAAUAGAAUGCAUAGUUAGUCCCUACACACAUAGUUUAAACAUCAGUAUAAUGACCUAACUAUUGAUAUAAUGAAGGAGUAAAACAAUAAAUAUUUAAUAUGUAGUUGCUUUUAUAAAUGCUCAGAUCUGCAUCAGAAAUCAUAAAAGUCAGAUACUUGUACCCAUUUAUAAUUCAAGAGCAAUAAGACAAGACUCUGGAAUAUUACUGACACUUUAUUUUUGACAUUUUGAAGUAAGAGCUAAAUAAAAAAAUACUCAUAUACACAUUUGGAAUUACUGGGCCUGUGACAGUUAUACAUUUGACAGGUGCUGGUGUAUUGAUUGCCAUGAGUGGAACUGGUGUCACUGUCUUGAUUUUCCAAAACGGUGAACAAAGUACAACCUUGCCUAGAUUUAUGCAGUAGUUGCAUUUACAGAAAAUCCAGUGUGUACUCAAAUGGUGCAAAAAAAUAUUUUGUCUAUAUGGAAAACAGAGUUAAAGUUCUAAUGUAAUUAGAAGCACAUUUUAACCGCCCCAGAUGUCCAGUCUGACACACAAACAACCCCUGUGCUGCAAAAUCCUGCCCUGGAGGCACUUCCUGCGUCCUCCUCCAUCUCGCGUUAAACGCCACUGCCCCCUCCUCAUCAUUGCGAGAACCAAUCAAAGCACAUGCAAAUUUCCAAAACGCCCCCUAGGGGGCGGUACUGCUGUGGGCUGAGGUGCUAGACGGCUUAACAGGGGACUUGCCUUGAUUUCUUCCUUUGUAAAAUGAGGAUAGCAGUAGUUAAGGGAUGGAGACAGUGCACGUGAAAAACACUUAGCAAGGUGUCUAGCACACAGUACGUCCUCCAGAAUGUAAUAUAAUAUCUCCCAGUCAAUCAGCAGAGAUUGGGGGAACACUGUGUUCCCCCCAGAUAGAUGCGGGUGAGUGAAGAUGGGAAUCAGGCAAGCACCACAUUCCCUGCCUCCAACAUGAAAUAAGGAGUGAAUUAUUAAACACAGCUCACAAAAAGGAGAGCCCGGGGAGAGCUGGAGUCAGAGAAAUCUUUCUGGAGGAGAGAUUGGCUUAUUGAGCCAGGGCAGCUGGGUACUUGAAGGAAAAUAUAUUUAUCUCAUGAAUAAUAAAUAACUCCUAAACCCUUACGUCUCAGAGCGUGGUCUUCAGACUAGCGGCAUCAGCAGUGCCUGGAGGUUUGUUAGAAAUCUUAGCUGUUACCCUAGACCCACAGAGUUAGAAUCUGCAUUUUAACAAGAAUCCCAGGUGUUCAACUGCACAUUCACUGUUGCGAUGUGCUGGCCUAGAGAACCAACUGAGGAACUAGAGGAAAGAACAAUAAUACUUUAUCCUUUGAGAGAACACAGACCUUGGGUGCUUGUGUGAGAGGAAUAGAGAGAGUGAGAGAAAAGUUCAGAUUGUGGAGGGUAGUAAGGUAGUGAGAAUCUCAAAGGUGGUCCUAGAGCAAUCAAUCUAUAUCAGAAUGUGUGUUAUUCAAAUGAAGAUUCUCUGCCAGAUCCCAGAUUUACUGAAUCAGAAUCUCAAAGAACAAGGAAUCAGCAUUUAAAUAAAUAAAAAAAAAAGCUUCCCCAGAUGAUUUAAGAAUGGGGAGGGACUAACACACCAUUGUAAAGCAAUUAUACUCCAAUAAAAACGUUAAAAAAAAAAAGAAUGGGAAGGGAGCUUUAGAAAAUACCCACAUUAUCACCUGUGAUAUUAGAAUCUCUAGCAGCAGGUGAGUCCUGGGUAUUUUUGUUUGUAAGCUCCCCAGGUGAUUCUUAUGUUUGAGAGCCAUUGAUGGAUUAAAUGCGAAAACCUGGAGGAAAACAGUCUGGGUGGGAGAGAGUAACAGAGGUGUGUGUGUUGGGGUGUCUGCAAGUACCCGAAGUCUGUCUACCUCAGAAGAGAGAAGCAAGACCAGUGGGUAAAAAUUUUCGUUGUUUUUUUGUCCAAAGAAUCAUAGCGUUUUUCUUUGCUUUUUUUCCCCUUCCUUUCCUCCCUCCCUUCCUAGCAAGAAGGGGCCUUUGAAACGCCCUAGUCCCAACUCUUUCCGUUUGUAGUUAGAUGAGUGGUCCGAAAGGUAACGUGAGCUGGCCAAGGUCAACUCAGAUAUUCUCAUUCCAACCCUACAACAGCAACAAAAUAAAAUGAGACCCUCUUCCCAGUGCUAGUGCUGUUUCCACUGCACGACAAAGGCAUUUAAAUCCCGCUCCGGUUUCCAUCGCAGGCAAAGCGAGAAUGAGAAAGGAAACUGGUUACUCUUCAGAAAACGGGGUGCCGUUCCCCACAGUAGGCAGGCUUUAAACGAGGAAUUGGCAUUUUAGAGAACUCAUUAAAUCUGAAGACUGAUUAUACAUAGGAAGGUGAAAUCUAGGUUCGUGAAUUUGAAUGUUGCUAUUACAUUCAAGCUGAAUCUGACAAAUGGCUGAUCCCCCCUCGGCACCUCUCCGAGCUACACCGCCGGGCGUGGGUCCCGGAGUAGACGAAUUCGCCGCCUCGCUGCGGAGAUGAGCCCGACGGCGCAAAGGGACGACCUCCGCGCGCUCAGAGGUGGGGACAGUUGGUCGCGCCAAGAAAGCCAGGGGAGGGCUUCUUGUAGGAGGGAGGCUUCCAUCUGAGGCCUGAAGUACGGGCAAGACUCGGCUACUCAGAGGGGAAGGAGAGAGCCGGCUGGGACCAAGGCCCAGGGGCAGUCGCAAGGAGGGCGGGGUGGGGUCCAAACAUCUUCUAGAACGCCCUGUGGUCCUAAGAUACCCGGCCCCCUUAAGUUGGCGCUGGAGGGCAAUCAAAGCUCCUAGAAGAAGGCCCGACACGGAUGGGCUUGGGGGCAGGUGAACCUCGUUUUCCCGGGAUGGGCGGUGAGGAUGGCAGCCCAGGCAGGAGACCCUCCAUAGUCUCUGAAGCCUGUGCGACUCCAGAGGAGAAAGAUGCCAAAUUAGGGCGCUGAUGGCUUUUCUACCCAAGCGCGGCCGCAGGCUUCUAGGACGGUAAAGGAGUGGGGUCCGGGGUCGGGGGCGGUCUCCUCUGGUCACCAUCCCGCGGCACGAGUGGGGCAGGUCUCCUGUCACACCCUCACCAGGCCCUGCCCCGGCCGCCUGCUAGUCACGGCUCUCCCAGUCGUCCUCCCACACCGCCGAGCCUCCGGGUAUCAGGCCUGGCCGCAUCCCUCCCUUCCCACCGGCCUCGGAGCGCCGGCUCCGGCGCCCGUGCCUCGGGGCGGGUCCCUGCCGCACGCACCUGCCCCCGGGGGCGGAGCGCGGCGCCGACGACUGGGCUCCAGGCUCUGCCACCCGCCACGCGAGCCGCGCCGCGCCCGCACCCCCCGCCCCCUGCCACCGCCGCACCUCCAUUCCGCGGCGCCCGCCCUCCCUCUCCGCGCGGUCGGUGCGUCCCUCCGCCUGUUCCCAGCCGCUGCGCCUCGCACUUCUGACUCGAGUACCCGCCGCGCUCGUCGUCGCCGCCCCGCGCCAUGGAGCCGGCCGCGGGCAGCGAGCGCCGCAGCCCCCCGGGCCCUGCCGUCCCGCCACCGCCCCGGGUCCACGCGCCCUUGGCCGCCGCCCCCGGCCCGGGCCCGCUGAGCUCCCCCGCGCACGAGCCGCCGCAGCCCGAGGAGGAGCGGCAGCUGCGGAUCAGCGAGAGCGGCCAGUUCAGCGACGGGCUGGAGGAUCGAGGCUUACUAGAAAGCAGCACUCGGCUAAAACCCCACGAAGCCCAGAACUACAGAAAGAAGGCGUUGUGGGUCUCCUGGUUCUCCAUUAUUGUCACACUGGCCCUGGCGGUGGCUGCCUUUACUGUCUCCGUUAUGAGGUACAGCGCCUCUGCUUUUGGGUUUGCAUUUGAUGCCAUCCUUGACGUCCUGUCUUCUGCGAUCGUCCUGUGGCGUUACAGCAACGCGGCCGCUGUACACUCUGCCCAUAGGGAAUACAUAGCCUGUGUCAUCUUGGGGGUGAUAUUCCUUCUGUCAUCCAUAUGCAUAGUGGUCAAAGCCAUCCAUGACCUCUCGACUAAGCUGCUUCCGGAAGUGGAUGAUUUCCUGUUCAGCGUCUCCAUUUUAAGUGGGAUCCUUUGCAGCAUCCUGGCUGUGCUGAAGUUCAUGCUGGGGAAGGUUCUGACCAGCAGAGCCCUCAUAACCGAUGAUGAUGACGGCGUUUAUUUUUGGCAAGAGCCCUGGCUUUAACAGGCAGAUGGAACAAGCAUGUGGGCCUGGGUGGGGUGCGGACAGCGGCUCAGAGGUGAGUGACCGAUGGGGCCUCGUGUGCCUCGUUAGGAAGAUGGGGGGCCUGUGGGCUCAGUGUCCUUCCUGGGGAAUAGCUGCUGCUAGGAAGCCUCUGAAAUUCUGAAGGAGGCCGCAGGGUGGGUACGGAGUCGUCCCCCAGUCCGGGUGUGCCGUUUCCAGUGUCCCCGCACAGGCUCCUAAGAGGUGCAGCUGAAAUGCGUCAGGCUCUGUCACAACCACAGGUCGGCAGAGCGGAGCAGGUCAGAGACUCCUGGAAGGUGUGGGUGAACAGGGUGAAAGUUCCACCAGCUGUGAACCAUCCAGAGUCUGCAUGGGGUGGGUGGGUCCCCCCACUGUGGAAAGGAGAGGCUGGUGGGUCCUGGGCUGGCAGAGCCCGGUGACUUGGUGCAGUGAGUGGACAUCUAGUGGCUGUCUGGGGGAACCUCCCACCCUCUGCAGCCUUUCUGAGCUCCUCCGGGCUUCUCUGGGGGCCCCGGGGGCCCACUGGUACCCACGACAAAGACGGAGAAAGAAGAAUGAAGGAUUCCAGUCUGCCCUGGGGCAGCAGCCAUCUCUAGCUCGUCUCUGCCAUUUUCCUGUAGCCACCCCCCAAAACAGAAUUCCCCCAACUUGAUGCCUGAGAGGUAAACUCCAGCCCAGGUAGCCCCUUGACAGGGUAGUGGUCUCUGUGGACGCUUUUGGUGGCCUUCUGAGAAAAGGCGUGGGCUGCAGAGACUUCUUUUAAGAGGACUGGUCUGAUUCCAUUUGUUAAAAAGAACAGGGAGAUUCGAGGGACAGCCAGACGUAAGAGGGUAAAUGGCAGCCUCUACUAAUGGGAGAGGGGAAGUAUCUUGAUGAUCCUGAUGUAUCAGGAGACAGGAGAGAAAUAUGGCCUCCCCCGUCUCAGAGUGGGCCCACCGUCCCCCUCCUUGGGGAGAGAUGGAAGCAGAAUUGAGGGUGUGAUAUGCAGAGGCCGAAACCAUGGGCAGGACAGAGAGGGGGGGAGCUCCAAAGCGCUCUGUGUGCGAGGAGCUGGGAGAGACUCUGCGGUGACAAGGGCGGAGUGGAGUCAGCUACAUGAGCCGCACGGCCAACAGAGAAGGGGAGCACGCU